Molecule: messenger RNA, 6160 nt
Organism: Botrytis cinerea B05.10
Lineage: Eukaryota; Fungi; Ascomycota; Leotiomycetes; Helotiales; Sclerotiniaceae
Gene: BcareA
Product: BcareA
Exons: 3
Coding region: 2222-5191 (989 amino acids)
Biological process (GO): positive regulation of transcription by RNA polymerase II; negative regulation of transcription by RNA polymerase II
Molecular function (GO): zinc ion binding; RNA polymerase II cis-regulatory region sequence-specific DNA binding; DNA-binding transcription factor activity, RNA polymerase II-specific
Source: RefSeq, a predicted model, not a curated record
GAAAGUGUCUCCGUUCUUUCUGUCUCGUGAGUCGUGAGAGGCAAGUUUUGGAGAUUGGGGAUGUUGUAUUGUAUCCACAAACUAACCCCCCUCAACGACUCUUUGCCACUUUCCUCGUGGAAUACGAUACCCUUACAUUAUUGAGAGGAGAUCAAUACGUGGACAGCAUUAUGCACCGGUCACGAUGAAGUAGAUCGUUCAUUGUUAACCAUGAAUCAUGACAGACUUCUCAUUUUCUUUGUGUGUGAAUAGGGUUUCCUGGGCAUGAUUGAACCUUAUUCAUGAUUCUGGAAGCUUUUUGGCCUUUCGAUUUCACUAUUUAGCCUUUUCGAUGCCAAUGUACUUUGUCUGCCACCAACGCGGCAUCCAGCAGCUACCAUUUUCCUUGUUAAAUAUUGACACUAGAUUCGAAGUUGCAUUGUGAAUCGUGCAUCGGGGAUCGUGAUUCGUGAUUCGUGCUCUACUCGAAUACGCAAAUCCCUCUUGAGCCAAUGGAGGCUGCGGAAUAUCAACAGACAGGUGAGCUAAUGUAUCAAUGUGAUACUAGCUAGCUUACACCUCUAUGUUUGGGUGCCUCCAAUUCGGUACCAUCUGCUCCGUACACGUUAUAUCGACAGCCAGAACCUUAUUGAGAAAUGGAGACAUGUCUCCAUGUAGAUGGGACUUGAUGAAUGCCAAAGUCGAGCAAGAGGAUCUCUCGCACUGUGAAUAUGCACUGUCUGACAGCCACGCAAGACUCAACUAUUUGGGAUUCGUGUGUAGGUAGUUGAACAUGUUUGAGCCCUCCCCCGUUUCCUCCAUGUAUGAUAUCUUUCAUCUAAAUUCGAAUCCAUAAUUCCAUCCACACUUCACACCCAUCCGCCCAUGAUCCAUCCAUCCAUCCAUCCAUCCAUCUUUUCAGCGAUAUCCACAAAGAAGCAAGCAUAUUAGGUCUUUGCUCGUUCGGUACGACCACCUACAAUUUCUGUUAGUGGGUGGAGGGGAGUAAUUUAGUUCUACUCCACUGACCCUCCGCCAUACGCAUACAGGAAUUAAUACACCCGGAUCAUACUACGGUACAGCACUUUUCAUACGGGACUACAGAACCUGGGAAUAUCCAUUGACAAUCAUACAAUACCAUCCCAUCCCAUGUUGUUAGAGUUGAUUCGCUAUUGCUCUGCUGGAUGUCUUUCUCCCUCCAAAUCCAAAGUUAGAUCCCAUUUUGUUUGACGAACUCCAAGCCUCGGAAUCUCGAGUCAGAGCCACAGACAACGAGAGACGAAGGGAAAAGUACUUAACAGACAGACGAGACAGGGAGCGAGAAAGCGUGUGGAUGCACUGGUCAAUCACCGAAGAAGCAGCAGCAGACGCAGAAGAAAAAGAAAGAGAGAGAGAAAGAGAAAGAGAAAGAGAAAGAAAGACUCUUUGAAAAGGGAAGAAAAGAAAUCGGAACAUUUUCCACCCUUCUCUUUCAAGCACCGGUGGACACUAAUACUCACUACGACUCACUCCUGUGCCUUCUUCGACCCUUCUCACACGCUACAGACCGCACUAUCUCAUAUUGCAACCAACAUACAAACACCCACUCACUACCCACUACCCACCACCCACUACCCACAUUCAUAUUACCAAUUUGCCGUCAUACUUUAUUUUAAGACUCUCACAUACCAGUAUCUUCUAUCGAUACAUCUAUACAUCUACGCACACAUAUACAUAUCUACAUCCAUACUCACACGCCCAUCCAAGUAUACCCUCGGAAACAUCCAUUCAACUCUUUUGACUUCCAUCGCGAUCCAAGCCUUUGGGGUCCGGCGGAUAGCGACCUGAGAAGAAGAACAAUACAAUACAACACCACCCAAGCGCCCCCUUGAACAAUUGUCUGUCAUCCACCAAUCCUCGGCCAAGAUUUCCGACAUUUGCGACACCACUUCCAUCUGACUCGCUGCAUUUGGGGUUGACAAGGAAAAAAAAAAGAUCACGGAUUUCACAGUGCAUAUUUGAAAACAACUCUAGAUUUGUCCAACCUUCGUCCAAUCGUCGCAAAUUCGGAAAGUUUAAGUUUGUUCAAAGGCAUCGUUCGAUUUAAACAGCCCCUCCCCAGAAGAACAAGAACACAAAUAUAUUCGAAGAAUAUAGCCACAAGCCCAUUUCUGCGAAAGCAUCCCAGCAUUGGAUUCGGUUGCGGGAUUACUGUUACAUUGGGCGAGGACCGUCCGAGAAGGAGGUGUGUCGCUCCAACAAAAUGCCUGGAACGGCACAAUACCUUGAGCGUGGGGGGUAUCUACAAAGAUUCCGCGACUCAUCUGAAGACUGGCAUACAAGUGGAGACUCGCAAAUAAAUAAUACUACAUCAUCAGAAUCGAUAGGGACACAGCACGAUUACAGAUUUCCUCGCAGGCCCGAAAACCAGUCUACUCACCCGACAUCUGCGAAUCAAUCAGCGAAUACUUACGAUACCAUUAACGACGAAACAAAGAGCUCUGACGCGAGCGCAAAGGCUCAGGAAGACAAACUGGAUCACCCAGCGCCAAGCCGUGCGCGCGAUGAUUUGCUUGGUGAGAGUUUCUUUCCGACUUGGAAAGAUGGCUCUGCCGGCGAGGAGCUCGAUAACACGGAUGAGAUGCAAAAGAAAGAUCCUCUGGCAACACAGAUCUGGAAGUUAUACAGUAAAACAAAAAAGACUCUGCCAAACCAGGAGCGAUUGGAGAACUUAACAUGGCGCAUGAUGGCAAUGAAUCUGCGAAAGCGCAGGCAGGAGGAAGAAAAUGCUCGAUUGUCUCAGCAAAAUCAGUCUUUAACUGGACCAAGUGGAAUUGCUCAGCUGAGAAAAUCUACAGACCAAAACACUGUAGACACUUCUGAUGCCAUGAAUCUGGACGAUUAUAUCCUUUCCGACAGUAUAUCCACACCAACAGGAAUCGCCACGUCGCCUUCCCCGGAACUUACGAAAAAAGAAAUUGACAGAUCGUCUAACUCUAUAGCUUCGGCGAUUCCUAUCAAAAUGCGGAAAGAAUCUACACAGCAGUUUUCGGUUCCACAAUCUGUCCCAGUUCCUCAUCACGCCCCUCGAAGUAAUGAAGAGUUUAAUUAUGUGCAGAGACAUGUGAGGAAAACAAGUAUUGAUGAGCGACGUGCCCGCAAACGACCGGCCGAUUUUUCGCCGCAAGUCAACAGCAUAAUGAUUCCAAAUGACCCCGAUGAUCUCCAAGAAUAUUCUUUGAACCAAUCUCACCCACCCUUUAACCACGGAGUGCCAGGUGUACCAUUUCAACUAGAUACUUUCAACAUGGACAAUGACCCGAUUAUCACCUCAGCAGGUCCCUUCCAACAAAACUUUAACUUCUCUCCCUCGCAUUCACCCCUCGUUCCCCAUGGACCAUUCUCUUCAAUGUACAACAAUGCUUCGAUGCCAUCUUCCUCGUUGAACUCAAACGAUUAUUAUUCUCCUCCUGGAAGUGCUUAUCCUUCUACAGUCUCUACUCCUCAGCCCAUUCCAGAGGGACAGGAAAUGUAUUUCUCACACGGAAUGAAUAUGCGACACCAACGCCCUCAUACUUUCAACCAAGGGCCUUCAAGUCUUUCCAACUCUAUGGCACCUCAAUAUAUGUACAACGGCAAUGGAGGAUCUAUGUUCACUGCAGUGACAUCCUCCGGUCCCACGAAUAACUCCUUUGCCUCGGCCGGUGGAUUUAAUCUGUCACAACACAUAGAUCCAUCUCAGGUCUUCCAGCCCGAUCAUCCUGUGCGAUCUCCUGGUGUUCAGAUCGGCCACGAAAAUAUGUUUUCAUUUGGAGCCGAUUCCGAUAACGAGGAUGAUGAAAGUCAAGCUUUUGCCGAUCGAACACUCAUGUUACAGCAUGAUUUUGCCCAAUCACCUUUGGACGACCAAAACAUGGAUAUGCAUGGAAGUGGUAGCUUGCAGUGGGAUGCUAGUUUGUCAGGACAAUUCAAUACUCAGGCAGCACGAUAUCCAGGAGGGCCACCAAGAAAACAAGUCACCAUUGGCGGAACAGAAAUGGUAUCGUCACCAUUAGAGUGGGAUGGAUCUGGUGGUUCCCUCGGGAGACACCACGGCUCUACUCAAUCCGUUUCCGAUAACCGUUCAAGAAAUGACAGGAGACAAAAGAUUCCUCGAACUGCCUCGACACCAAAUGCAGUACUUCUCGGCCAGAAUAGCAUGUUUGAUAACUCAGGACCUUCUGCAUCAAACUCACCACCAGAUACCAAUAACAUGUCAGGAUUUUCAUCAGUAGCACCCAGUAGACCAGGAUCUCCCGGUGGAUCUAAGCACGGUUCGACUACCAAUCUAGCGGCAGCUGGUCAAGGAGAUAACGGGGUACCAACAACUUGUACAAAUUGUUUUACACAAACAACCCCUCUCUGGAGACGAAACCCUGAAGGUCACCCACUUUGCAAUGCCUGCGGUCUCUUCCUUAAGCUCCACGGCGUUGUACGUCCCUUGUCCUUGAAAACUGAUGUCAUCAAGAAGCGAAAUAGAGGAUCUGGUGCUACACUUCCUAUUGGUAACUCAGGUGGCGCUUCAACGAGAGCUUCUAAGAAAAUAGGCACAAUGAGCAGCGGACCCAACACUAGAAAGAACUCGAUAGUUGCCGCAACAAGUAUGGUCAGCACUGCCCCGCAAACUCAAGUAACAACACCUACUAGCAGCCACGGGAGAAAUGCAAAUGAGAGUGCUAGCCCCCCUUCAAUUGCAGGUUCAUUAGGAAAUGGAGGAAGCACUGCAGGCAGUACUCCAACUUCCUAUCAUGGUUCUGCGGGCUCGUCUUCAGGCACAACAGGUGUCAGCGGAGGCAAAGGUGUGGUUCCUAUAGCAGCUGCUCCACCGAAAGCAACACCCGGCCCUGGUGCAGCAUCUACUAUGCCUCGGUCAAACGCAGUACCUAAGCGACAAAGAAGACAUAGCAAAAGUGUUAGUGCAAUUGAGAGUAUGGAUAUUGAUUCGCCUGAAGCUUCUACUGGUAGCAACGAGGCAGCAAAGUCUAUUGGUAUGGGAUUGAUGGGCUCCAAUGGAUCCGUGGGCUUAGGAAAUGGAUUUGGUAUGCCAGCAAGACCAAUGAUGGGACAAGGUGGUUCUGGAAUGCAAAUGGGUAUGGGAGGUUCACAACACGGAAUGAAUAUGAAUGGCCAAAAUGGACCUAAUGGCUCCGGUGCUGGUCCUCAAGAAUGGGAAUGGCUCACCAUGAGUCUCUGAUUGACCUUCUUUGUCGUUCUCUUUACCAGUGACGCCAUCGGGCGUUCUUUCCUUCCUAUGAUAUUUCCUGGGGUUGGUGGCUACAAUUGAUUCUUCCUCGGAGUUACUUAUACUCUGCCUUUUAUGAUACCAGCGAGGAUUCGCGCUUUAUAUUUUAAGAUACAAAUGAUACGAUGAUGAUGCUUUUUCUUUCUUAAUGGAUCGAAUCAACGUAAUGCAUCUCAGGUUAUAUACCCCACGAAGGGGCGGGAAAUAUUGGGAGGCUCUGUUGAAAUUUGCUUUUAUGUUUUCUGUUUUUAGCAUUAAGAGCUUUGAUAUCAUGUUACUUUUCCUUCUAUUUAUUCUACUCGUUCGAUCCUCUAGCUCUUGUACGGGGAUUGAGAGAAUUGAAACUUUGAUUAUGCGAAUUUGAUUUUUCUUCUUUUGCAUUGUGCUUGAAAGAUUUUGAGAGGUGAGAGAUUUAUGGUCAUGUUGUUUGCGUUUACGGGCGAGCUAUCUGCAGUAGAUACGAGGGAUGGGUAUGAAAUGUACUGGGUUGGUUGACGUAUUGGUGGAUAUGAUAGGGGUUGACCUUGGCUUGGUUCGAUUUUACUCGUGUUUUUGCUAUCGAUUUUUGGUCUUUCUGUCGGAGCAGCGCAUCAAUGGUUUGAGGGGUCCUUUAAUGACGUGAUUUGAUAUCCGAAUAGACGGGUUGUUAUAGGGGCUUCUGUUUCUGGGGGCAUUGGGAGAUAGGGGAAAGCGUGCUGGCUGUGCUGGUUGGAUUCAGGGAAUCGAAAGGAAUGGCCUGGACUGGGUCGACGGAUAUGGAUAUGGUUGUUGCGCUUGGAUGGUUGGCUAGAAUCGCAAUUACGAAUGGGAAUGGGAAUGGCAAUGUAGUAGAGCGCACAGCGAGACAACAGAGGAGAGGAGAGAAGAUAGCUGAGAUACUAUGAUAGUGGUAGUUGGAGAGAAUAAUAUGAUCUUAAUUCA